This is a messenger RNA of Ruditapes philippinarum (Manila clam), 3443 nucleotides long. RefSeq lists its product as uncharacterized. The record is from RefSeq and is a predicted model, not a curated record. NCBI's taxonomy places the organism in Eukaryota, Metazoa, Mollusca, Bivalvia, Venerida, Veneridae.
UGAAACAAAAUCUAGAUCAUCAAGAGUUAGCUAGAAGCAAAUUAUGCUGCCAGUUACUGGGCUAAGAAAAAUGGUAUAAAAGAUAAAACAUCAACACUAUCAACUGUGCCUAGUCAAAGUGGUAGGCCACCUGGUAAUGAAGCAAAGAAACGGCAAAAGAAGAAGAAGAAAAAGAAAGCAUCAAGUACCAACACUGAUGCAUCAGCUAAUAGUCGAUCAUGGCUUGAUACAAGUGAUAAUGACUUUUCUCCCCCAGAAAAUGUAGCUUUGUUAAGCUUGAGAAACAAAGCUGGAGAGACUGCGCAAGUUCUUGGUUCAGCUGCAAGUGCAUCAUCUGAAGGGAAAUAUAUUUGUCCUGUUUUGUUCUGUGACGCUGAAUUCUCAUCCGAAGGAUCUCUAGGACAGCAUAUGAAUCUGUUUAAACAUUCCCCUUGCAACCCGUUACGGUUAGCUGAAGACACAAAGCUGUUACCAGAUCCAGUUUGCUUUAAAUGUCCAGAUUGUGACUUAGAAUUUGAAAGCAAAGAUUUGUGUAGGGAACAUAUGGACAGAGAAAAUCACUUGGUGUUUUAUCCCCCACUCGCUAUAACAGCAUAUCAAUGUCCAGAUUGCCUUUAUUUGUUCAAGAACCUACAGUCAUGUUUAAGUCACAUGGAAAGUUCAAGGCAUUACAGUUUCAAGUUCCCAUUCAAAGAUGAUGUAACAGAUGGUGAUUUUAAUCUACCAGUGGCAUUAGCAGAGGAAUUUGUUCAAGAUUACAUCAAAGAGUGUGAAAAGAUACCAUUCCAAGUGCAGUGUUUAGAGUGUAGCAUGUUCAUUUUGUCGCCAGCUGAUUUAAAGCAACACCCAAAUUUCCAUAGAGUAUGUGUGCUCACUGAUAAUGAUUUGGCUGAUGUAUUUUCUACAUACAUAAUGACAUUUUCUUGUGACAGAUGUCAUCGAUUGUUUGAUGAACAGCCAGCAGGAGAUCCCAGACAUAUUUGUGCUGGUGGCAUUGUGGGUAAUAUUAAAGCCAACCUUGUUAACACCACAAGUGAAUUUUUGAAAUACUCUGCUCUGUCUUUGAUACCUUCAGUAAAAGGAAAGAAGGCACAUAAUGGCUUAAUGCACAUUGGUAAAGUUAAGCAAACAAUAAAGCAUGAUCCAGUAGCAACAUUAAAUGGUCACGCUUUCAGAACUGAAGAUGAUUAUUUGAACUUAAAUGAUGAAGACGGUUAUUUGGACUUAAAAGACCAAGCCUUAGAGAGAGACAGUAGUAAAAGUAAAAUGAGUAAUGGUGCAAAUGAUAAAUCUCAACCAUCCAAAGGUGGUGUAAAGGAAAGUCCAAGGAAAAAAUCUGGUUUUGAUAGCCCUGGAUCAAGUAGAAAUUUAGUAAAUGAAAAAUUAAAAGCACUGAAAGGUGCUUUAGAUGAUAGUCCUAGGACAAGACUAAGUUGUUCUUUACGUGAUAUUGAUUCUGAAUCUGAUAGUGUAGUAGAUAUUAAGACAGAACAGUGUGCCUCUAGUAAAGAAUUAGGGCAAAAAGUAGAUCUUGCCAAGAAAAUAAAACAAGAAGUUCAAAAAACAUUUCCUUGUGUAGCUCUAAAGAAAGAGGGUACCUCUGCACCAAUUUGUUGGGAUAAAGUAAUAGAAGAAGUUCAUGAAACUACACCUGGUGUCAAUGUUAAGAAAGAGAUGACCACAGAACCACUGCAUCAUAAUGUGAUUAAACUAGAAGUUCAAGAAACAAGACCUGGUGUCACUGUAAAGAAAGAAGGUACAACUGAAACAGUAAAUCAAGAAGUUAAAGAAACAGGACCCGAUGUCACUGUUAAGAAUGAGGGUGCCACAGAAACCUUGCACUUGGAAAGAGUAAAACAAGAAGUUAAAGGAGCACAACAGUAUAACAUUAAGGAAGAAAUGCCAUCAACAAGCACUGGUAUAGUUUCUGGGACACAAGAUUUUGGAACCUCCUCUAACGAUUCUGAUUCAGACCUUGAGUUUAUAGAAAUCAGUGAUCCUGAUGGCAGUGUAGAUAGAAUUCUUAUUAGUGAUAGUGAUUCAGUGGUCGAAGAUGAUCAGAAAAAUACCAAACCAAAGUCUGGUAUGGUUAUAUCUUCAUCGAAGAAAAAAAGGAAAAAGAAGAGAAAACCAGGCAAAAAAAUGACAAAAAAACAAAGGAGACUUGCGGAAGAAGAAGCAAAAGUAUCGGCAUGUGAAAAACUUUUGAAAUUCUUAAAUAAAGAGGAGGAAAAAAAAGAUGGAGACCCUGAGUGCAGAAGAAUGCCAACGAGGCAAGCAAAAGCUGCAGCUAAUAAUAUGCUAGAGAGGAAAAAGAAAAGGGCACUUGGUAUGUUAGAACAGCAACAAAUAAAAAAAGCAGAGAGAGAACAGCAACAAAUAAAAAAGGCAGAGAGAAUAGAAGCCAAGAGAGAACAGCAACGAUUUAUAAAUGCAGAGAGAAUAGAAGCCAAGAGAGAACAGCAACGAAUAAAAAAUGCAGAGAGAAAAGAAGCUGCUAGACAGGAAGAAAUAGAAAAGAGGGCUGCUUUGAAAGAAGCUGCGUUAAGGGAUGACAGUAAUUUUAAAAGUCAUCAAACUGGUGCUUAUGGUUCGAAUCUUGCUUUUAAAGGAACUGUCAAUGGGCCAAUUUCAACAAAGCAGCUGAAGAAUCCUGAGUUAUUUCUGAAUACCCAGGAUGUAAAUCUGAUCUCAACAGAAAACUUGAAGAAGAAGAGGAACAUUAUUUUCUUGGAUUUGGACAACUUUUCCACCUUUUUUAGAGUGUUACCUCACAGUCCUCCUGAAGACAUGUUUGUAUGGGCAUUCUACGGUGGUAAAUUUACUUUUGGACAGAAAACGCUCAAUGAAAUUUACUUUGAAAUGAAACAAAAUGGUCAAGUAUAUAUAAGUGAUAGAUGUGGACAGACUAAGGAUGCUGCAGACUUUGCUCUAGUUUUGACUGUGGGAAAGAUGGAUGAACGUCUUCCCUCUAAUGUGUCUUUUACAAUAGUGUCUGCAGACAAGGGUUUCUGUGAAGUUGAGCGUCAAAUGCAACAGUCGUCAAGAUCUGCAAGGGUGAUCAAUCCCAAACAGGACACGGAUCUACUUUUACCUAUACUAAGAAGUCUUGUUGAUAUGUGAAAAAUUUGACUGGACCAUAGUUAAAUGAUAUCAUAUUUGGACAUGUGAAUGUUAAGAUGUUACUUUAACACAUCUGCUGUAAAGUGUUGAUGAUUUGUGAAUGGUUUAACUUUACCACAACUUAUAAAACAUGUUUGUAAUGGGAAAAUAAAUACAUCGAUGUUUGCCGCUGGAAAAAUCCUGUUGAUAUACAAAUAAUUGAAAUAUCUUUAAAACUUUGACUUUGUAAUCUUGUUAAUUUGUUUAACAAAUUUAUCACUCGUUUUAAUUUUGUUGAAAAAUUGUGACUUUUCCACUGUAAAGAAGGCAUGUGCUUGUUA